Cyclocybe aegerita is the source of this 417-nucleotide messenger RNA. The record is from the annotation of a GenBank genome assembly. Lineage: Eukaryota; Fungi; Basidiomycota; Agaricomycetes; Agaricales; Hemipholiotaceae.
AUGGGGUGCGACGCUGGAAGGUUUGAGAGCAUCAGUGUGCCGGAAGAGGAUGGAGGAGAGGGAACACCUCCGAGGGCGGGAACUUACGAAGCUGUGGCCAUAGAAGAGAAACUGGCGCCCUACGCAAGCCAGAUCGCAUCUAGGGACUCGUACACCAACUAUCUCCGCUCGCGUUUGGCCUCCACCUCGUCUGAGUUGGACGAAGCCAACGAGCGCGAAAUCGCCGUGAGCCGCUGCCUGGACGUCGUCGCGAAGAACUGGCAGGACGAGACACCCGAGCGUCAGCUUAAACGGGCAGCUUCCACGAAGUAUCUCCACGAGCUGGAGCUGGCGAAACGAUGCAUUGCGGAGCUGCAAGGCGAAGUGUCGUCGGCGAAUGAGGCUAUAGCGGCACAGAUGAGGGACUUUGGUGAAUGA